Paramormyrops kingsleyae is the source of this 2221-nucleotide messenger RNA. RefSeq names its product cytochrome P450 4V2-like. The record is from RefSeq and is a predicted model, not a curated record. Gene Ontology annotation, molecular function: heme binding; iron ion binding; monooxygenase activity. Lineage: Eukaryota; Metazoa; Chordata; Actinopteri; Osteoglossiformes; Mormyridae.
UCCAUGCCAACAAAUGUAAAUACUGUCGCCCUGGAUUAAGUUGUAGUAGUAACUAACAGCAUUUUAAUAGAAUGGCAGUUGUUUUUGGGUUGUCUGCCCUUGGAAUUACUGCUGCAACAAUUUUUGUUGUUCUUCUAAUUUUCCUCAUAUGCCAGCCUAUUAGAGAAUAUAUAUUGAAAUGGAUUGAAAUGAAACCCAUACCUGGAUUGGAAGGUGCUUACCCAAUCGUGGGAAAUGCACUUAAUUUCAAGUCAAAUGCUGCAGACUUCUUCUGUCAGGUGAUUGAAGGGACAGAUAAAUUCAGACAUUUACCACUACUGAAGAUCUGGGUAGGACCCAUGCCUUUCAUUGCCUUGUACCAUGCAGAGACAGUUGAGUUGGUAUUGAACAACCCCAGGCAUAUGGACAAAUCCUACAGCUACAGGUUCCUACACCCUUGGCUUGGCACUGGUUUGCUUACCAGCACCGGUGAGAAAUGGCGUCGGCGUCGGAAGAUGCUGACACCCACCUUUCACUUCUCCAUCCUGGCCGAGUUUCUCGAGGUGAUGAACGAACAGGCAGAAAUCUUAAUUAAAAAACUGGAGAAGCAUGCUGGUCAAGGGCCUUUUGACUGCUUUCGCUUCAUCACUCUCUGUGCACUCGACAUCAUAUGUGAAACUGCAAUGGGUAAGAAAAUAGAUGCACAGCAUAACUCUGACUCUGAAUAUGUCCAAAGUGUGUACAAGAUGAGUGACAUCAUAACUCGUAGACAGAGAGCACCUUGGUUUUGGCCGGAUUUUAUCUACAAUUUGCUUGGGGAGGGAAAGGAACACACAAAGAGACUGAAAAUUCUCCACUCAUUCACUGAAAGUGUAAUUCGAGAGAGAACGGAGCAUACUGACAAUACAGAAUCUGACGGUGAAUCUGAUCGAGGUACAAAGAAACGAAGGGCCUUCUUGGAUAUGCUUCUGCGAGCCACUGAUGAGGAUGGAAACUACCUGAGUCAAAGCGAUAUCAAAGAGGAGGUGGACACUUUCAUGUUUGAGGGUCAUGACACUACAGCCGCAUCCAUGAACUGGGCUCUUCACUUAUUGGGCUCUCAUCAAGAGAUUCAGAGGAAAGUCCUGCAGGAGCUCACAGAAGUGUUUGGUGCAUCACAGAGGACAGUCAACACAGACGACCUGAGGAAGUUACGCUAUCUGGAGUGUGUAAUCAAGGAGUCCCUGCGUCUCUUUCCCUCCGUGCCCUUGUUUGCACGCAACAUAUGCGAAGAAUGUCAGAUCAAUGGCUUCAAGGUGCCCAAAGGAGUGAAUGCCAUCAUCAUACCAUAUGCAUUGCACCGUGAUCCCCGAUAUUUCCCUGAUCCUGAAGAGUUCCGCCCAGAACGCUUCCUGCCUGAACAUUCUGCUGGCCGACAUCCCUAUGCUUUCAUUCCCUUCUCCGCAGGUUUGAGAAACUGUAUAGGUCAACGCUUUGCCAUGAUGGAGGAGAAAGUCAUUCUGGCAUGGGUACUGCGGAACUUCCACGUGGAGUCCUUUCAGAAGCGAGAGGACCUGCGACCAUUAGGAGACCUGAUUCUAAGGCCCGAGCAGGGCAUCUGGAUCAGACUACAGAAAAGGGUUCAUUAGACCCAGCUAGAUGGGUCUUAAACCUUGCUUUUGAUAUGAUGUAUAGUGUAUAAUCUUAAAUAAUUUUCAAAUCAGUUUUCUCACCAUUAUCUUUCUUAGCAAAUGUGCUAUUUUCAAUCAAGUUCUUUCAUAUGUGUGAUUCCCCAGUAGUGGAAUGAGCUGCCAAACCACAUCUGGUCAUCAGAGUCCCACUCAACCUUCAAGAAAUGCCUUCAGCCUUAUUUGUUCCUGGAAUCCCUCUACUGGACUGAUACCUCUCUGUGUUCCCUGAAUGCUUUUAAUGGUGUCCUUCAUGAUCAUUUGAUAGUUUUAUUUGAUUCUUGCUUUGUUAGUAAAUGUUGUGUAGGUCCUGCUCCAAUACUGCUGACACUUGUAACUGCACAUUAUUUGGAAGCUCAGUCUAGCUGCAUUUUUACCUGAAAUAUGACAAGACAUAUGGUAGCAUUGUUAUAAUUGUCUCACAUGUAUGUUGCUUUGGACAAAAGUGUCUGGUAAAAACAUUUAAGUGGGAAAUUCAUUCCUCCUCAUUCAUUGGCCAUUGCAUGAAAAUGUUAUUUAAAUCAGGGAAUUGUGAAUGCUGACAAUUAGAUAAAAUAAAUUCCAUCCAAAUAAGU